Messenger RNA from Nannospalax galili (Upper Galilee mountains blind mole rat), 2816 nucleotides. It is a transcript of the gene Gab2, whose product is annotated as GRB2 associated binding protein 2. Bases 19 to 1938 code for a protein of 639 amino acids. The transcript is spliced from 10 exons. The record is from RefSeq and is a predicted model, not a curated record. NCBI's taxonomy places the organism in Eukaryota, Metazoa, Chordata, Mammalia, Rodentia, Spalacidae.
GAAUAUGCUACACAUAAAAUGGCCUGGAAGAAACGCUGGUUUAUCCUGCGGAGUGGCCGGAUGAGUGGCGACCCAGACGUUCUGGAAUACUACAAGAAUGAUCACUCCAAGAAGCCCUUGCGAAUCAUCAACUUGAACUUCUGUGAGCAGGUGGAUGCAGGCCUGACCUUCAACAAGAAGGAGCUGCAGGAUAGUUUUGUGUUUGAUAUCAAGACCAAUGAGCGCACUUUUUACCUGGUGGCUGAAACAGAGGAAGACAUGAAUAAGUGGGUCCAAAGCAUCUGCCAGAUCUGUGGCUUCAAUCAGGCUGAGGAGAGCACAGACUCCCUGAGAAACCUUUCCUCAGCCAGUCAUGGCCCCCGCUCUUCUCCAGCUGAGCUCAGCAGCUCCAGUCAACACCUGCUCCGAGAACGAAAGUCCUCAGCUCCCUCACACUCCAGCCAGCCCACUCUGUUCACAUUUGAGCCUCCAGUGUCAAACCAUAUGCAGCCUGCCUUGUCCACCAGUGCGCCACAGGAGUAUCUCUACCUGCACCAGUGCAUAAGCCGGAGGACAGAAAAUGCAAGGAGUGCCAGCUUUUCUCAAGGUACCCGGCAGAAGAGUGACACAGCCGUACAAAAACUUGCCCAGGGCAAUGGACACUGUAUUAACGGGGUCAGUGGUCAAGUCCAUGGCUUCUAUAGCCUUCCCAAGCCAAGCCGACACAAUACAGAAUUCAAAGACAGCAUGUAUGACCUCCCCCGUAGCCUGGCUUCACAUGGCCACAAAAAGGGCAGUCUCACAGGGUCAGAGACAGAUAAUGAGGACGUGUACACCUUCAAGACGCCCAGCAACACCCUGUGUCGGGAAUUUGGAGACCUUCUAGUGGACAAUUUGGAUGUUCCAACCACCCCUCUCUCAGCCUACCAGAUCCCUAGGACAUUCACACUGGACAAGAACCACAAUGCCAUGGCAGUGGCUACUCCUGGGGACUCAGCCAUAGCUCCUCCACCGCGACCCCCUAAGCCAAGUCAGGCAGAAAUACCUCGAUGGGGCAGCCCUCAGCAAAGACCUCCAGUCAGUGAAAACAGCAGAUCUGUUGCUGCCACCAUCCCCAGGCGCAAUACCCUCCCUGCAAUGGACAACAGCAGACUCCAUCGAGCUUCUUCUUGUGAGACCUAUGAGUACCCACCACGAGGUGGGGAGACUGCCGGCUGGUCUGCUGAAUCUCCAGGGAAGACUAUCGUGGGUCGAUCGGACAGUACCAGCUCUGAUGACAACUACGUGCCCAUGAACCCAGGUUCUUCUACACUGCUGGCUAUGGAACGAGCAGGGGACAAUUCCCAGAGUGUCUACAUCCCCAUGAGCCCAGGGCCUCAUCACUUUGACCCACUGGGCUACCCAUCCACAGCCCUUCCGACACACAGAGGCCCCAGUCGAGGAAGUGAGAUCCAGCCACCCCCUGUCAACCGCAACCUCAAACCUGACCGGAAAGCAAAGCCAACACCGCUUGAUUUAAGAAACAAUGCUGUCAUUGAUGAGCUCCCCUUCAAAUCACCUGUCACCAAGUCUUGGUCCAGGGUCAAUCACACCUUUAACUCCAGCUCCUCCCAGUACUGCCGUCCCAUCUCCACACAGAGCAUCACCAGCACAGACUCAGGAGACAGCGAGGAGAACUACGUCCCUAUGCAAAACCCAGUGUCUGCAUCCCCUGUUCCCAGUGGCACCAACAGCCCAGCCCCAAAGAAGAGUACUGGCAGUGUCGAUUAUCUGGCCCUGGACUUUCAGCCAGGCUCCCCAAGCCCCCAUCGCAAGCCAUCCACAUCAUCUGUCACAUCAGAUGAGAAGGUGGACUAUGUUCAAGUGGAUAAGGAGAAGACCCAAGCACUGCAGAACACCAUGCAGGAGUGGACAGAUGUGAGGCAGUCCUCAGAGCCUUCCAAGGGUGCCAAGCUGUGACAUGGGGAUCCCUGAGGUCAGCGAGGGGCCAGGAGACAGACACUCGGACCUGGCUCUUCCCUGCUGCCUCCUUCCAUCGCCUCCACGCCACCACUCUCAGCCUUCAAAGCACUCGAUCAGGGACCCUUCCCCUGGAGGUGAGGGCCUGAUGGAGACACUUCCUCUGCCACUCGAGGCCCACCGGUGACUUCUGUCAGUACUGGCUGUGCCUCCACCACCUUAGUUAGGAGCUAUUGCCAAAAAGCCUCCUGCUCGGGACCUGAUUGUCUGCUGGGACCAUUGGAAGGCAGGUUGUGGCCCUGAGCCAGGCUCAUACCUUGUAUCUGCUCACCACUCUACCCUCUUCCCUCCACCUGGGGCUGCUUCUCUUCAGCCCCAAAGAACGAGCCAGGGAGCUGAGGACCAGCAGACUAAAAUGGACAUGGACUCUUACAUCCCUGUUAUUCCUGGCAGGGGAAAAGCAAGCUGCCACAAGAAGAAAUGGUUGAGAAUGAAAGUCAAAGAUGGUGUGGUCUUGAUGGACAACGAAAUUAGGUUCCUAGACAUAGAAGGGUAGCUGAUAACCUGUAUGGGUCCCUCACUGUCAGCCUGAGGCCAUGUCAGGACUAUUACCGUGGAAUGGGAGAGGCAGAAGAAUGAAGGACCAACAGGAAGGGAAAAUUGAUAAUGACAAGCAGCAGGGCUUAGAGUGAAAGACAUUAUUGUAGUCAGGGCCUCUGAACCCUGGAGCUAGGGGACUCUACCACUCUGGGACAGGCAAGUCCUCUUCCCAGGCCCUGCUGGAGACAGAUGGAACAGAGUGGGAAUGCCAGUACAGUAGGGAGUAGGGAGGCUUGGAGGGAGGGAGGGGGAGAGGGGGAGAGAGAGAGAGAGAGAGA